AUGAAGGAUCCCUUUUGGCUUAGUUUCUUUGAGCGGAGGCGGCAAAAGCAUGAGCUGAGAGUAGCUCAAAAUCGACUGGCAGGAUCUCAGCUAGACUCAAGUAUAAAGGUAGUUGAUGUUGACAGUGUGGCUCAGAAAGACAAAGAGGAUGCAGAUGAACCUCUAGAACCCCUUGAGCAAGAUGAAUCUGCUGAGGUCCACCUGCAGACCCAUACUCAAAACCCCAGGACUCCUGAGAAGCUCCGGUCCCCUGCAGAUCAGGAAGAGCAACCAGUGCAACAGCUUGUUAGCGAGGAGGUUGUACCAUCAGUGGAAAAAAAGCCUCAACAUUCAACACUGCCAGAUGCCACAGUUCAACCUGCAGAUGUCCAGAUUACCUUCACCACUCCCAGUCACCAACACACUGCAGGCCAGCCUCCAGGGAGACCUCUGGAGGAAGAGCUGUCAUCUACCCAACAAGAGGUGCCAGCUCAACCUUCAGAGCUCCCAGAGUUUGGAGAACCUUCUGAAACCCAUCUAGAAGCCCCAGCUCAGCCUGAAAAACCUUUUGAGGGAGUCAGACCUCCAGGUGAGCAGGAGGCUCCUGUUCAAGCUCCAGAGGCCCCCUUGGAAAGCAUAGAGGCAAGUCCCCCAAACCAUGAGCCGACAGCUCAGUCUCCAGGAGAGGUCCAAGCUCACCAUGCCAACGUCUCCUAUAUUACAGAUAAGCCCCCAGAUGUGAUAGUGACCAUCACUGCAAUGCCUACCAAGGAGACUGAAUCGCCUCUAUCCCACAAUGAGGCUCCAGCUGGUCCUGCAGGUUACAGAGAAGAGACAGAACCUGCUUUCAGUGAGCAGGAGCAGGCAUCUCAACCUGAGUCUCUUGGGGAGACUCAGCCUUCUGUAAUACAGCCUGAAGUCCCUGCUCAGGCUUCAGAGCACAAUGGGGAGGUUGAAUCUUCUCUAACCCAGCAGGAACAACCAGCUCAGUCUUUUGAGCAUCAUGAGUGGACAGUUUCACCUCCAGGCCUAAAUAAAUCUCAGCAUUCAAACUUGGACAGUUUGACUGGUAAACCUCCAGAUGUGGUGAUUACCAUCACACCACAGUCAACAGAUGCGUGGGGGAGUUCUCCAAUCCCCAGUGAGGCUCCAGCUUAUCCCUCAGUCCUAGGGAAUGAUAUGGGACUUCCUAUAACCCAGCAAGAGUCCCCAUCUGGGCCACCAGAGCCUUCUCAAGUGACCAUACCUGUAUCAAUCCAAGAAGAGGCUCCAGCUCCAGGACCUAGUGGACAUGAAAAGCCUUCCACCCAACAGGAAGCCACAGCAGAGACUACACAGACCUCUGAAGAGGUUAUACCUCCAACCCAGCCUCCAGAGGUAGAAGUGCCACCUCAGCCUCCAGAGCUUCCUAAUGAAAUUGUUCCAUCUACAGAACUUCAUGAAGUUCCACCUGCACCAUUACAGAACAAUACCGUUAAACCCUCAGAGAUGAAUGAUGUUGAGAUAACAACCCAACAGGAGGUCCCUGACCAGUCCUCAAUGUUCUCUGAACAGUCUGGUCCCUUGGAAGACCAGAAUGAGGUCACAACCUUGCAGCCAAAACCCCCUACAACUGUUGAACCAUCUCCCAUUUAUCAAGCAAUCUCUCCAGGGCUUGAAGAGGCACCUUCUCCAAGCCAAGAAGAGAGCACAACUCUGCUCCCCAAGCCCUCUGAGAGUACUGAGCUUCCAUCCAUCCAGCCAGAACUUUCAGUUCCAUCACCAAUACCCAGUAUGGACUAUAAUAUUCCUCCACUCUCAGAUAGCUGGGAAUUUUCACCUUUAGAUCUAGAAAUGAUGUUCAAAAGUCAUAAUGAACCAACGUUGCCUAAAACCACAGUGAAACAUGUGGAUCUGGAGUUGACCAUAACUCCACAGACUAAUGAACAAGUUGCAUUUUCUCCAACCCAGUAUGGUGUCCCUUCCCAGCCCCCUCAAAGCCCUGAAAAUAUUGGCUCUUCAGUCCAUCAAGAGACUAUAACGCAGACUCCGAAUUCUCACAAGCAGCAAAGUGCUUCUACAACUACUCAAAUGGCUUCAUCUCUGCCUGCACAACUCCCCGAGAAGGUGGAACCCUUUCCAAUACUUCCACUGGACAUAGAACUUCCUUCAGUUCAGGAUGUAGAUGCAACUGAGCUUCCAGUGCUGCCUCAUGAGAUGGUGGUACAACCUCCAGGGCACUAUGAGACGACAGGUCCCACUCCAAAUCAAGAUGUAACUCAGAGUCCAGUAUUGCCCAGUGUCACAUCUCAACCUGUGGACCUGGAACUCACAAUUACUCCAGAAAUCUCUACUGCAGCCCAACAUUCUAAGGACCUAAAAAAGUGGCCUAAGGAGACCACACCUCUGCAUCUGCAGGAGACCUCACCUCUGCAUCUGCAGGAGACCACACCUCUGCAUCUGCAGGAGACUACACCUCUGCAUCUGCAGGAGACCACACCUCUGCAUCUGCAGGAGACCCCACCUCAGUAUCUGCAGGAGACCCCACCUCUGCAUCUGCAGGAGACCCCACCUCUGCAUCUGCAGGAGACCUCACCUCUGCAUCUGCAGGAGACCUCACCUCUGCAUCUGCAGGAGACCACACCUCUGCAUCUGCAGGAGACCACACCUCUGCAUCUGGAGACUCCAACUCAGCCUUUACAGGAUUUCCCAACUCAGCCUCUGCAGAACACCCCAACUCAGUCCCGGCAGGAGACCACAACUCGGCCCCUGCACGAGACGCCCAAUAAACCUCUGUGGAAGACUGUAACUCAGCCUAAGCAGAAGACCGGAAGCAUGCCUUGGCUGAAGACCCCAACUCAGCCGUGGCAGAAGGCCUCAACUCAGCCUCUGCCGAAGCCCUCAAAUUGGCCUAAUACAAUGAAAACUCAGCCUACACGUAGGCCACAGUUAGAGGCUGUGGCUAAACCUCCAACAACAGGAUAUCACCCAGUGUCACAAUUUAUAGAGACUACUACUCCAAAGCACAGUGAAGUGACACUUGGACAUCCAUACAGGUUGCAAACUCAGCAUUCAACCUUGACUCAAGGCACAGUUAAACGAUUGACUCAAUUUCCAACAACCACCAUCACAGAAAAUGCUUUAGCUGUGCAAACGGAACAGAAUGCCCCUUCAAGCAUCAAGUUAUGUGAGCUCUGUCACUGCCAAAACCAGACACUGUCAUGUGUGGAUCUCAGCCCAGGGCAGAGGCUCCGCCAAGUUCCUGUGCCAGAUAUGGACCCCAAGAAGCAACUUUUCACUGUCUUAAAUUUCAAAGGAAACAAAAUUUCUUAUAUUGAAGAAAAUAUAUGGGCAUCAUACCGUUGGACUGAGAAACUAAUUCUCAGUGAAAAUCGCCUUACUGAAUUACAUAAGGAUUCAUUUGAAGGACUCCUAUCUCUUGAAUAUUUAGAUUUGUCCUGCAAUAAAAUACAGUCAAUUGAAAGACGGACAUUUGAAUCAUUGCCUUUCCUGAAGUUCGUAAAUCUCGGUUGCAAUUUAAUCACAGAAGUGAGCUUUGGAACAUUCCAGGCAUGGCAUGGGUUGCCGUUUUUACACCAGAUAGAUAUGGGAUCAACACAAGUGCAACUUAUGACAGUAGAGAAUGUCCUCAUGUUGACCCUUUCGUUGGAAAAACUGGUCUUGCCUCACAAUAUGGCCAGCUGCCUCUGCCAAUUUAAAAACAAUAUUGAGGUUAUCUGCAAGACAGUCAAGAUACAUUGUGACAGUGACUUGCUGACAAACAACACACACUGCCUUGAAGAAGCAUCCAUAGAGAACCCAGAAGGAACAUUCAUGAAGGUGUUAAAAUCCCGGAAGAAGAAUACCAGCACCGAACUCGUGAUUGAACCAGAAAGAGAAUAUUCCAACAAAAAUGACAUUACCCAGUCAGGACUCAUGAAUGAACAGCCAGAAAUUAAUGAGGGGAGUGAUCUUUUUACUGCACUAAGAUACAUAUUGGCCUAUUUCACACAGGGAAAUAUAGGAAAUACACAAUCUACAGAAUUACCAUUCAUUAAACUGCUUCUCUCAAAUGUGCAAAAUGGAGAUACAUCCGUCAAUGAUUUAAAAGCCAAUACAGGGAUUCCCUCAAUUAUAUAUUAUAAUGUUAAAAAGAAAGAGGAAGCAUCAAUACAACCUCAACAUUUAGGUCCUAAACUUAAACGGCAAAUCUUUCCCCAAAAAGUGCCAAGUGUUGAACCACAGGAAGACAUCUGGAGAGAAAAGGAGAGUGCAGAGGAAAGACUGCCAGGGCUCAAUGGAGUCCUCAAGGGGCCAAAAGGCAAACAGAAAAGACACUUCAAGGAAGUGAGUAAACAAAGCUCCUGGAUGAAACAGACUGCCCAGAACCUUGUGGACAGUACUCGUAAAAAAAGGCUUAGGACACCUCCAACAAGCGAGCUGGAGCCGCUUCAUGGGGCUCAGGAGCCCAAGAAAAUGGCGGGAAACUCCUUGCCCACAAAGCCCUCAUUCAUAAAGAAACUUAAGGCAGUAGCCGCUUCUUUCCAGAAACAAGACUCUGGGGGAAAGGCCUCCUUAUCCACCGUUGUAAAACCCCUACGUGAGGACGGAAAUAAAGACAAAGACUUAGCCGACAGCAUGUUUAUUUUAGAAGAAGCAAAUUCUAGAGUUAAAAGCAUGGAGGCUUCUAAUCCAGUCAUCUAUUCCCAGAAAACAUACCAUGCUCCUGUGGACCCCAGAAUACCCAGGGCCAAAAUGAGUCAAAAGUUCAGAAAGAAAACUUCACGCUUUAGACGACUGCUGGUAAACAGGCCUCCAUUUUCUGCAGUAAGGAGCCUCAUCCAUUCCUCUUCAGGAGGGGACUUUUCAUCAUGGGGAGAGCUGAGGUCUAGGGAGAACUCUUUUUCAGAAGUCUAUGUUCCUUCAAAGCCUUCUGUAGAGAGCACUCCUGUAAGACACCAGAUUGUAGCAAAUGCUGUGGUAGGAAAUACUGCUGCACAAAACGACCCUGUGCCAGAAGGAAGUCUCCCUAAAAACAUAAUUCAGGAAAAACUUGUUGCUCCAGGACCCACUGUGACUGAAUCCAAGGUAAUGCUGCCAAUAGAAAGCAAUGAUGAGGCACAAUGGGAACACCUCAACAUAGGCCCUGAUUCAUCUGUGAAGGCUCCAAUCACCCAUGCCCAAUUUCCAUCCUUUGGCGAUCAUUUUGAAUUGCAGUUAAACCAGCAGCUGAAGCCCCUCAUUCCUAAUAAUGAUGUGAGAAGACUCCUGUCUCAUGUUAUCCGGACCUUAAAAAUUGACUGCUCUGAGACUGAUGUGCAAAUGGCCUGUUCUAAACUCAUCUCCAAAACGGGCCUGCUGAUGAAGCUUCUCGGUGAACAGCAAGAAGCCAAGAUGUCAAGAGCUGAGUGGGAUAUGGACCAAUGGAAAACAGAUAACUACAUCAAUGAAGCUCCAGGUGAACAGAAGGAACCAAUUGAGUUAACACAAGAAGUUCCGGGAUAUGGCUAUAACAACAAAAUCAUCUUGGCAAUAUCUGUGACUGUAGUAGUAAUGAUUUUGAUUAUAAUUUUCUGUCUCAUUGAGGUAAGGACCACCAUUCAUACAUGUUUCCACAUUAUAUCUUGUUUCUGUAGUAGUAAUGAUUUUAAUUUUCUGUCUCAUUAAGGUAAGGACCACCAUUCAUGCACGUUUCCAGAUUAUAUCUUGUUUUCUGUAGCCAAAGCCGUUUCCCACUCUCCAGAUAGGAAUUCUUUGACAGUGCAUAAU
Molecule: messenger RNA, 5727 nt
Organism: Dipodomys ordii (Ord's kangaroo rat)
Lineage: Eukaryota; Metazoa; Chordata; Mammalia; Rodentia; Heteromyidae
Product: leucine-rich repeat-containing protein 37A3-like
Exons: 11
Coding region: 1-5625 (1874 amino acids)
Molecular function (GO): protein binding
Source: RefSeq, a predicted model, not a curated record